Molecule: messenger RNA, 6869 nt
Organism: Porites lobata
Lineage: Eukaryota; Metazoa; Cnidaria; Anthozoa; Scleractinia; Poritidae
Source: the annotation of a GenBank genome assembly
GGCAAUGUGACUCUAUAAAUAAUAUAAACACACAGCUGUGGUGCUGAGAGAAGAAAAUGCUGCUGAUUUAAUUUGGUUUUAAAAAGAUUUAAAUAGGUAUAAAUUCUGAGUGAACAAGAGAAUUUUAACAGUCAUUCAAGGGUGAUCAUUCGAAGCGAGCAAGCAUCAAGUCACAUACGCAACUGAAAACUUGACCGCAAGAUAAUUGCUGCUGAAACCUUUAACCGCAAGGUAUGAAAACUUCAGAUCGUGCAACGCAAGUUGUUUUAAACACAUAAGUGCUAAUCCCUCAAAACACCCAACUGUUUUAGGUUAUACUACAGCGUCAAGUUUCGGAAGUCAAAAGCCAAAGACGAUUUUACGAAGCCCUCGACCUCGGAGAAGAUGUCUCACCUCGGUAAGUACAGUUUGUUAUCAUGGUGCACUCCGAAGCCAGUUUCCAUCAAUUUUUCUGUAUCGUUUUGUGGUAGUGUUUCGAGCGGUAAAUCUAGCUUGGAUUUUUCGUCCGAAACUGUUGUUUAAUUUGUAAGUUAGUCAACCAGAAUGAAACACUUAAAAUGGAAAAUCAACCGAUGUCUUAAGAUCUCACUAAAAAGUCAACUUUCCAAGGGACACAGAGUUCUUGCAGGUUCGGUUAAAGCCAUGUCAUACUUUGAGGCAUUGUAUCUCAGUUGGGAUCGCAGUAAAGCAAACUUGUGUAUGCCGGCGUUACGCUUUUAACUUUCACUUUUCUGAUACCCGUUUAUUGUAUAAACUCGGCUACUUCGACUUUUGUUAUCCUCAGCGUGGUCUCAAAACUUGAGCAUUGUAUCUUCAACAUAAUAUCCGCACACAUACAGGUAAUAAGAAACUGACUAUUUCAAAUUCUAACACAUUUUUUUUUUCAAAGAAGACUUAGUAUCUAUAUUUGCUGAAGAUUUUUGCACUACCAGCUUACGAAAAGCGCCUUCAGUCUCAAAAUCUAUUGCGUCACGCCUUUUCAAUACAGACAUUCUCUCUUUUCAAUGCGUGUACACAUUUUAAAAAAUGCAUUUUGUUUAAAUCUUUCAAUUUUAUAUCAAUGGGUACUUUCUGAAAACAGCGUUUCCAAGCAAUUUUAGGGCCAACCGAAAAGGACAAUUUCAUGUAAACUAAGCGCCAAACCUGCUUUCCGAUGUCAAUACAACAUAGAAUUAACUGUACUGUCAUGCAUAGAUGAGUCUGAUUUUGCACAUUUUUUAUUGGCACGAAUUGCUACAUAAAGUGCAUCCAAAUUUUUUUCUCUCGAGUCCAAUGGGACAUUGCAUUUUGAGGGAACAUGAUUUUUGAAGAGUUAGGUGAAAAACAAAAAAUGCGUUGCACGUCUACGAUAAACUAACCUUUAUAUUUAAAUUCAAGUUCGGUCCCGUGUUGGACGUCUUCUUUCGUUAACGUUAACCUUAGGCAUUUUCUCGUCGAAGGCCUGUUAUGGUCAUUUAGAGUCCCUUACUAGGAAUAUAAAAAGUCAAUUAUUUUGUUUGAAACGCCAUUUGAACUUGAGCUCGAUGUGAAAAGUCUUAUUUUCUAAUCUUUGAGUCUCGCGUGGCUAAAAACUCUAUUUCUUUUCUUCUAAUUCGUUUAGAUUGCUCGUUUGAACCAUCAAUUGACCUCGCGUUAUCAAGAAUGAUUAAUAGUUCCUUUAAUUGUUGGAAAAUUAAUUAACGCAGCAUGUUAGGAGAGAAAACGGCAAUUUAGCUGGACGCUUGAAGAUUAAAUAAAACUGCAAAAGUAAUAAAGUAAGAAGAACGCAAGCAAUUAAGGCAGCGAAAAGAGAGUGGUUGGCACUCACUCAUAUUAUUUUUUCUGGUAUCCACCACUUAACAACAGAUAUUAGAGCAAUUUGCAGCCACAGCAGCAAAUCAAGACAUGCUUUAACAAACCUUGGAUCCGAAAGACUAAACUUCCCAAGGAAAGGACAUAACUCUAAUGCUUAUAUCCUGAGUUAAAUGGUUUCAUGUUCAUUUCGGUUAAUUUCCAAUGUUUACUAACUAUAUAGCACUUUAGAGAAAUAACUUUUUUGAUAACUCGUUGGGCUCUCAUCCUAAUUGGUUUGGCACAUGCAGGGCAAAGGGAUUCUUCACUUAAUAUUUAAAAUUUGAUGUACUCGAUAAAGAUACAAAAGAAAUCUUUUCAGGAUACACCACAGUUAGUGGCGACCAAAUUUACAUUGUUUUUAAUGUUUUGAUCGUCCUCUAUAAACAGUGCUGGCACAAGAAUUUACGCGAAUUCACAACAAAUUGCAAUAGCCCUGGAAAAAAAUUGUAAUGAACAAACCGCUUUUUAUAACAAAUAUUCAUUUUUUUCGUCUGUAGCCAAUGAUGAAGUUUUUUGAUGCCUCGCUCGGAAAUGACUCAAUUCAAACACCCACAUAUCUCAUUUGUAAUGAGCUUCUUUAAUACAAAUAUCGGUUUAAAUAUAGACUGCAUUGCUCAUUAGUAAUCUAUAGGUUUUUAAUCAAAUUUUUAGCCGAUGAUAACUUAAAAUUACAGGCUUAUCUCACGAUUCCCUUUUUUAAGUAAAGAAUUUCUUUUUCUUUUGUAUUUCCUCUUUUAUUUAUUAUGUAAUGUUGUUCUUUACAAGACGAACAAGCCCAGUCCCGUAGCUAAAUUUUAGGCAAUUUUGCCACAUAUUUAGGGUAGAGUCAACUAGAAUAUGGUUACUUACCGCGGCCUUACAACAGAGGUAUCGAUUGGAGGGAACGAGACCUUGAUAAAGCCGAUACGUUCACCCAAUUUUGGGUAAUUUUUUCCCCUUGCAAGUCGGUCAUAGAGGUAGCUAGUGGUUAGGGCAGGAGCCCAUUAGGGUCAUUGACUUAGCCUAGCUGAGGGGUGGGGCUGGGAGAAAGAAUAUGCCGAAAUUUGAGACGACCGGCAAAGGAGGAAACCAAUUAUACCCAAAAAUUUAAGACUUAAAAGAUUUAAGAUUAGACAAAAUUUUGGAUGUUAUAAAUGUGGAGACACUAAUGCAUUGCCCAGCCUUGGUUAGGAAAAGAAAAAUUAUUCCCAAAAAUUUGACCAAAAGACUUAACCAAAAAUUUGAUUACCCUAUUUAAGAUAAAUCAAAAUUUCGGAUGUUAUAAAUAGUUGGAUGUUUAUCUGCUUUUAAGGUUAGGGGGGCAGUAGCCUCUUCGCAUUCAAGACCUUGGUUAGGCUUUUAACAAAAUGGCGGCAAAAUAGCCAAAAUUAACUGAAAAUGUGAAACCUAAAAUUAUCAUAAUUUUGUCCAGACGUCAAAACUAAUGUUUCUGUGCAUUUCUCUUGAUCCUUUUGAAGUUUACGUUAGCCCGUUACAGGCUCUCAAAUAGUGGGGAAGACGCGAAAGUAAAAGGCACGCGAAAAGUUGGCGGGGCGAGAAGGGAAAAAGGCCCUUCCUCUGAACGGGCUAUGUUUACGUUAAUUGCUACGUCGUAAUUCUUCUUUUUUCUUUUUUCACUGCCUCUGACAGUUUUGCUUUUAAGGUUCUUGUCGAGGCCACUGUAUUAUUAAGGGGCGUAGCUACCUGUAACAAUUCGGAAACAAUGAGCUCUUUCUUUUUUACAUCUGAAUGUCGGUUUGCACGAAGCGACGCGUGAUUAUUCCUUGACUGAUAUAUUUAGAGAAAAUAAGGGGAAAAGCCCAGCGGCAAGCUGGAUGUAUAUGGGGGCGGCGACUGUUUAGGAAAAUUGUGCGUACCUUUGGAAAAAUCAUGGCUACGCCCCUGUGAUUAUAAGCCAUGUAACGAUGGCUUGAUCCCUUUCGUACAAAGUUAAUUUGUUACACCUUGUAUUUUUUAAAAUGAUUAAUAUGCUCUACAAAAUUCUCAAACGUGAAAAUUUAGGAUAGUAAACACGGGCUUAUUUUUGUCCGAAAAGAAAAGCAUCCCAAAUCUCGGGGGAUUAAGAUACAGCACAAUUCACGAACUUCUAUCCAACUGUUUUCGAGUUUAUGGCAAUUUAUAGUGUGAAUGUGUAACUUGACAUCAAGGAUGAACUGUUUUGUAGAUUGUCCAUGUCUAAAAUUUCAAUGUAGACAGACGGGAAGCGAAGAAAUGAGGAUGGAGUUUAAACACUUAUCAUUCGAAAUUGUGGAAAAUUUAACUAAUAUUAAACCGAGACUGGAUAUCAACAAAGCGAUCGUGUGUUGCGUGACAAACGAUUUUCCACGGGAGGUCAGAAACACGAUCUCUGAACAUUUUCGCGGUGGGACAGAAGUUGUCUCUGAUAUCUGAGCCGUCAAGCUUCAAUUUUCUGUCUGGAAAAGUCUAAAUAUCAACCAAAUAUUUGUAAAAGGAACAGGAGUAACGUAGUGCAAUAUUAAGACAAGAAUUAAUUAGUGAUCAUUUUUAAGCUUACAGCUCGAACUUACCAUUGUUUGCUCAUGCAACAGACAUCGGAUCUCAGCCGUUUCGCAAAAUUUAUGCGUUGAAUUGCCUCUGUCAGUAUAUCGUUGCAUCUUCUACGUUACUUUGGUAUGGAAAGGAACCCCUAGAAUAAAAGCGAAAGAAACAUUUAGUAAACCAAUUUCGCAAAAUAAUUUGAGGUUAUAAGACUGCAAACAUAGGCUUUUUGUAAAGGGCUCAAACCUUCAGUUUCUCGCCCAUUACUCUUGUUCGACUUGCUCGUCGCUUUCUUGUAGUUUAUAUACCUGCCAACUCUCACGCCUUAGGCGUGAGUCUCACGCCUGCGGGUUGAAAACUUCGAUCUCACGCCCGCUCACGCCUGCGGACCAAUUUCUCACGCCUGAUUGAAAAAUGUGAGUUGUUGCCGUCUUGCUUGACACAAUUUCCAAAAAUAUGUUAACUCAGACCCAUGUAAGGAACGAAAACCAUGUGUCAAAUGAAUAAAUGACAAUACCUCCCUCGCGAUCUCUGAUUUUGUGGAUAAGCGUUUUCUCGAUAACUUCGCCUUCGGCAGACUUCGGACGUCUUCGGAAGACUUCGGACUUCUUCGGGAAUCUUCGGAAAUGAUCGUGUCGUUUUCAAAAAUCCCAGCACUCCCAGGAUAAAAAUCUCACGCCUAAAUCUCAGAAAAAGUUGGCAGGUAUAAGUUUAUGAGCUGAGCAUAAAAUGAACACAAACUGCUCCUGUGCUUUCCACUCAACUCUUAAUGCAAUCGAAUAGAAUAGAGAACGUCAGUCGAAUGUCGAAAGCCACUGAAAUAACAGUAAAAAAGACAUAAAGAGCCAAUUUUCAAGAGCCAACAUGGCCGAAGUGUGAAGUUCUGUUUUCCUCCCCGCCGCGAGAAGCGCACGCGUUUACUUUCCCGCCAAAAGGCAGUUCUCUGUCGGCCUCGUUUCCAGUUCUCGCCACGAUCCCUGUUCCGGACAAGUUCCGGACUUUCCAGAUUAUCAGUAUGGACUGGCUUGUUAACAGCGAGGACCUGCGCUUUUAUUCCCCGGGUUUUAUUCCUCAGAUUUUGAAUUGAAUAUUUGAUUUCAGGCCCGAAAAGUUAACGAGGCUUUCGAGAAACUAGCCUGCGAGCGGCCAGAGCGCCCCGGGGAGAGCUUACUCACUCGCAGGGUAUCGACUGAAAUGCGCCCCCGGUACCGAUUUUCUUGGGAAAGAUCUUCCGUUGAAUUUUCGAAAUGGGAACUAUUCAGUGAAGAUUUUUGAAACUCUGGAAAAGAAAUCGAAUGAGAAAAGGUUAAAAAUCAAGGAAGAAAAAAAAACUGAAAUAUUUUUUUGAAUGGAGUCCUCAGGAAUAUAAGUGAAUGUUCUUAAUUAAACUGAGUCCAAAAUCUUUUAAAAUUAUCUUUCAUACAAUUAUAUUAUUCACACACAAAAGAAAAUAAUGUGUGUGUGUCUGUCCCUGAGUGAGUCAACCCUCUUCCGUUUAUUUGUUAAUUUAUUUUUGGAUCGAUCGAUUUCUCGCGAAAACACUGUUUCCGCAGGCGCCGCACUUAACCACAAAAGAAAAAAUGGCGGCCGGGGGAGAAGGCUUUUUCUUUGGUUCUUUGUCCCUUCACCAUUUUCCUUAGAAAAUUUGUCCUCCGUUGCUUGCUUUACUACCGAGGGGAGCUGGUUUUCAGUUAAUGUGGAGUUAAUAUAAGUAAUAUAUAGUAAUCAGCUACUGACUAUAUCCAUGAUCACAAUUAAUUAAACGGCUUUCAUAGUCAAGAGUGAGACUGAAGCGUUUAGUGGGCAGCUUCCAAUAUAUCCUUGAUUCGUGUUCUCUCCUCAGAUCAGCUUCCAAUGGCCACCUCUCCGUCACGAUACAGUGACGGAUCGAGACCUUCAGAUAAGGGUGGGCCCCUUUCAUCCAGACACUGAGAUAAGGGGGGACCCGGUCUCGAAAAAAUUUUUUUCGGCCCCUCUAGUCUCACUCAGUUUGGUCUAAAAAUAAGGGGGAGCCGGGGCCCCCGUGCCCCUCCCCUGGAUCCAACACUGUGAUAUAUUACAACAUGGCAAGUGAAACAUCUCCAGGCUAUGGCUCCCAUUUUAAUUUCAUUGCAUGUUUUCACUAUUCACUUCGGUUUGCUUUUAUUACCAGACGACUUUCGAAGCCCCCGUAACACACGCUGUUUGCCACCAAAUUUUACGCAAGAGAUAUUGUUGGGAAAACUCGUCCUAGGAGUAUUUGAAAAAAAAAACAUAUUAUACAAAAUUUGGGAGCAUACACAAUGUAUUAUGAAGAAUUCGAAAAUAGAGAAUUAAUUAUUUUAAUAACUGGGAGAUCAGGACUCCAUGGCGAAUAACACGAGCGGAUUACUAACAUACAUCUUUUUACCUCGGCAGCCCCCUUUCUUUUCCAAAGCCAUGGAGGAAUUAAUCAGCUCGGCGGGCCUUUCGUGAAUGGUCGGCCUCUUCCGGAUUACAUUCGCCACCGGAUCGUCCAGCUUGCGGCAUGCGGCGUCAGACCGUGCGAAAUUUCCCGA